AUGAUUCGUGUGGUCGGAGUCUCUGGAGAGGAGCUGAUCUCGACACAGCUCCGGGCUUUAGCAGAUCCCAAAGUGAAGGCUCUGAAACAGCAGCUCGAAAGCAUCUGCGGGGCCUCUAGAUUCCGGCAGCGGCUUCUACACGGCGGCAGGAUCUUGGAGGAUAGCGCGAACUUAACGCCACAAGGUGCUGAGAUCGUAGAGUUGCAGCAUGUCGUUUUACCCUUCUCCCCGACUUCGGAUCAGCACGUGGAGGAACUCCUUGGGGCCAUACGAUGCAAGAACCUGCGCAUGGUGGAGGAGAUUCUGCAGCGUCCCCAAGAUCCAAACCAGAAUGAGCCAUCUAUUGAAGGUACUGAAGCUGACGCAGAUGCUUUGGGCUAUGAGGAACAUGCCUUUGAAAAACUUACCUUCCUCGGUGCGGCAUGCCGCGCAGGAGACAGUGAUAUUGUCCGGAUACUGAUCGAAGCACGCGCGAACGUGGAUCGUUGCUUUGGAAACGAAGACGCCCCGCAGACGCCCCUCGGAAUUGCCUGCACGCAUGGAUACCCUGAGAUCGUCCGCGUUCUCCUUGAAGCUGGAGCUUACACAUCUUUGAGAAUCGAUGGGCAAAGCCUGCUGGUUGUGGCCGCUGAGUAUGGUCACUGCAAAAUCGUGCGGCUGCUUGUGCAGGUGUGGGACAAUCGCCCGAUGCUGCAGAGCGCUCCAUCGGGUGGGACCAUCUCGGCGCUGAGUGUGCAGAUCCCUGCCCUGGAGAAGCUGCUUCCUUACCUCAGGCGUCCGGGAGCCGAGAUCUUUGACCUCGGUUUCGGAAGCGGCGUGAUGACGGCGAUGAUGCUGGCCGUCGCAGAUGACGCUGCCACUGCUGUGGGCGUGGACUUAGCAGACAAGGUGCCUGUGGCAACGGAGAAUAUGGAGUCAAGCGAUCCGAGCUGCCCCUUCUCCCCUUUUGACAAGCAGCGUUUCAAGCUAGCUGGCGGGGACGCCUUCGCCUACCUGUCGCAGUGGAACAAAGAUGGCAAACGAUUCGAUGUCGUUUACUCUGGCUGCUCGAUGGAUCCGCGCACUGAGCAGCUGAAGCUGUUUCUUGGUGCCUUGAAGCCUGGCGGCGCAGCCGUCUUCAACUUGGGCAAUCCGGGUCGGCAAGGAAUGUACUUCGUCGCAGAUGGUGGCAAAGUUUGCCAUCUACUGAUGAGAGUGAACUUUAUGAUGGCCGAGAGCACGGUGACACCCCCGAUGCCAACCCAGGAGAUCCCACUGGACCCGGAGAAGCUGGGUGUAUGGAUUCGCAAGAAUGUCUUUGGCUCGCCGCCUCCAGAGCUCUGA
Messenger RNA from Symbiodinium natans, 1323 nucleotides. NCBI's taxonomy places the organism in Eukaryota, Dinophyceae, Suessiales, Symbiodiniaceae. The record is from the annotation of a GenBank genome assembly.